UGCAAAAUGUUAGAUCAACACAAACAAGAUGACCACCUCCACCUCCAACCAUGGAUCAAGCUUCCACCACUGGAUUUUCUUACAGCAAGCCGAUCUUGAGGAGCUCAUGAACGUUCUAACCACAGUCUCGGAAGCCGACAUCGAACUGCUCCAUCGUGUCAGUCAGAAAACCAUCCAACACCUCAGUGACUACCAGCAAACGAGGUCGGUUCACCACGGUGGUGACGCGCUAUCGAUCUACAAACCGUCAUCGUUCGAAAACUCGUUGUUUUGGAUUGGUGGACUCAAGCCUUCCAUCUAUAUCCGUCUUGUGUACUCCAUUGCAGGAAUUGAUUCUAAAAAGCUCGAAUUCGAACUUUCGAAAUUGCUUAUUAUUGGCGACAGAAUUGGGAGCAAAAGGGAGAUGGAAUGCAGUGACAUGCAAGUGAAGUUAAUAGAAGCUCUUCAUGUAGAAACGGUUAAAAGUGAAGACAAGAUUUCUUCCAGGAUGGCUAACUUGCAGGAAUGCGUGGCGAUUGAGCCGCUAGUGAUCGGUUAUUCGGACGGUGUGGAGCAGGCUCUGGAGGCUCACAGGGUGGCGUUCAAUGAGGUUGUGAUGGAUGCUGAUGAACUUAGAGUUAAGGUGUUGAAGGAACUUGUUGAUCAUAUUUUGACACCACUUCAAGGGGUUCAUCUUCUUGUUGCAUCAACUAGACUUCAUCUCUCCAUUCAUGAGUGGGGUAAAAGAUAGAAAUAAAAUACGAAUACUUUUAUGUCUUUUUGUAUGAUAAGGCUUUGAUGAUGAACACUAACAUUAGUGUGUUUUAUGUCAAUUAUCA
Helianthus annuus (common sunflower) is the source of this 818-nucleotide messenger RNA. Its product is annotated as protein DOG1-like 3. Gene Ontology annotation, biological process: DNA-templated transcription. Gene Ontology annotation, molecular function: sequence-specific DNA binding. The record is from RefSeq and is a predicted model, not a curated record. The transcript has a single exon. NCBI's taxonomy places the organism in Eukaryota, Viridiplantae, Streptophyta, Magnoliopsida, Asterales, Asteraceae. Bases 29 to 730 code for a protein of 233 amino acids.